CCGUCCCCAGUGAAAGUUGCGCCCCUGACUAGAUUCUAAAAAGAGAAUCAUGGUUAUUAAGUGAUCAUGAUCAACAUUAUUAUUACAUAGAAUUAAGAGGCAGCAUUUUAUUCAAAACCCUAUAACCAUGCCUCUCCUCAUAGGGUGUCUGAAUAGACUACGCAGCUUGGAAUGAGACCCCAGGCAUUAUCUAUCAAACGCCAAUCAAAAACAAUGACUGUCUCAGAUCACACAGCAGCAGUUGAGGAGAGACUGACUGCUUCAAUUCUUCUUUUUAUAAGAAACAUGAAUUUGUUGAAAAUUCCAAAUUGUUUGCGUAGCCAAUUUACACACAGCUCUGACACACACACUUAUCCCACCAGUCCCCAAAUCCAGAACAAAUUCAAGAAAGCAUACAGUGUUAUAUAUAGCCAGUAUUGCAUGGAACUCCCUUCCAUCUUAUAUUGCUUAAAUGAACACAACGCCUCUCCCCUAUUUGACCUAGAUAGUUUGUGUGUAUGUAUUGAUAUGUAGGCUACAUGUGCCAUUUUUAAAUGUAUGUAGUUCUCUCCAUGUGCUGUUCUUGUCUAUUAAUGUUCUGUAUUAUGUCAUGUUAUGUUAUGAACCCCAGGAAUAGUAUCUGCUGCUUUCACAAUUCUCUCUUUGUGGACAUAUUGAUUGUUCUGGUCUGGAGCUGCUUCUGUCAGUUAUAUUUCCAGAAUGCAGCAGUAGCCAGCCUGGUCCCAGAUCUGUUGGUCCUGUCUUGCCAACGAGGCAAGACUUGGCAAGACAGCACAAAGAGAAUGAAGACCAGGCUAGAAGUAGCCUGAGUCUCGCCCCAAUUACCGCAUACUCUCACACGCUCCUUCAUUAAUUUAUAAUGUGGAUUACAGCACAGACCUAGGUUCAAUUCCAGGCUGUAUCACAACUGGCCGUGAUUGGGUGUCCCAUAGGGCGUCACACAAUUGGCCCAGCGUCGUCCGGGUUAGAGUUUGGCCGGGGUAGGCCGUCAUUGUAAAUAAAAAAAUUGUUCUUAACUGACUUGCCUUGUUAAAUAAAGGUUAAAUAAAAUAAAUACAAAUAAAUGUAGACAGAGACUGCCUGCCAUACCCCUUCCAUCCACAUGGAGGAGCCCAAACUCAGCGCAGGGCAGGACAUUUGGUACUGCUGUGUCGCAUUGAUGCAGAAUCUUCCCUAUAGGCUUAAAAUCAAGAGUUAUCUCUGCAGAGCAAGCAUGUUUAUGAAUUAAAUAGAUCUAGCAACAGUUUGAACAAAAAUCAAACUAUCUGUUAUAUACUCCACUGGCAUUGCAACCCUGGGCUACCUACGUCUCAAAUGGUACCGUAUCAAAACUAGUGCAUUAUGUAGGGAAUAGGGAACCAUCACCUCCAUCCACCCAGGUCUAAGACGCCAUCCUCAUGUCGCAACUCUGACUAAACUGAACACACCCAGUCAGGCCACAUUCAACCCUCUGUUCUCUCUCUCUCUCUCUCCAAGCACAUUUAACUUUGAACUCUUUCGUCACCUUAAUAAGUGUUUGGUUACCUGGAAGUGUUUUAUAGAGGGUAUUAUAUUAUUUUUUAGCGGGGCUUAUAGGAAAUGACAGACAGACACCUUGGACUUGCAGAGAGGUAUCACUGGCUCAUGGUACUCAUGUUGCAGCAGUAAUAGGAUAUUCAAUACUUUUUAGGACAUCUCUGGAGAGCCAUAGAGGAAGCCAAUCAUUGGUGGUAAGAAUUUAGUGGGGUUUGGCUUACAUUAUGGCACAUGGCGUGUUUGUGUCAGAGAAGGCGAGAAAAGCAGACACUCAGUAAUCUUAUGAUGACUUAAUGGAGGAAUCACAUCCUCUCAGAUGCGCUGAGAAUCAAGCUGAUUUUCUGCUGAAUCACUCAAAUAGAUCCUGGCGGCGAAGGCAGCCUCUCAAGAUUCUCUUGUCUUCCAUCAAAAUCCCCCUUUCAUCUGUUCCUGUGAAACCCCACUAAAUCCUUACUACCGUUUGAAGUGUUGUAGUUCCCUGGCAUAGAGUUGAGUUGAAGACCUCACACACACACACACAUGCACGCACGCACGCACGCACGCACGCACGCACGCACACGCACACACACACACACACACACACACACACACACACACACACACACACACACACACACACACACACACACACACACACACACACACACACACACACACACACACACCAAGUGUUUAACCUUGCAGAAGUUUGCCAACCUUACACUUACAUGAGUGUCCACUUUAAAAACUUAGCCCCAAUACCACCCACAAUCCAUCAAUACCUAAAACAGUCCACACCACCCUCAGUCCGCUACCACCCACAGUCCCAACCACCCACAGUCCAUGGAUGAGCAGGCCUCGCUCUGCAAAGAGGUUCAGGCCUUUAUGGCACACCUUUUCCCCUUCAAUCGCUACAUUGUUUACAAAUAACCGACUAAAACAAGCUUAUAUUUUGGGUUAUGAUGAUGUACGACAGUUGAACUAACCUCAUGAAGCAUUUUAUAAGUUAUAUUUUUCUAGAAUCAAUGGGUAUACAGUAUAUCAUAGUAUAUUAAAUGUCAAAAAAUGGAUGUACCAAGAGCAGAUUGCCCCUGUCAUCACUACAUGAACACUCCAGCCCCUGCUCUCUACUCUACAACACUGGAAUGCACUAUUUUAGCAGGAGAAUGAUCCUCUGGAGCGGGAAACCCCCCAAUGUCUAGGAACAGAAAUGUCUUAAAAGGACAGGCGAUGAGAGCAAUUCAGAACAGUCUUUACUUUCUCCACACACACACACACACACAACGUCUGAAACGGUGCCACAGCUAGUGUUAAAACAAAUUCCAACAGGACUUGGUUAGCGGUGACACAGGGAGGGACAAUGACAGCCAAUCAACAACGCCCUGUAUUUCUGUCCUAGAUCUCCCAUGCAGGCUGAAUAUUCCUGAAUAGGCCAGUCUGCCAUCCGGGCACCUAAGACCCAUAGAGAUGGUGUGGCCGGAUCUAUUUUUACCCACCAUGCCCUGCAAAUGGAGCCAAAAUGGCCGCCCAGUGGGCAUACCUCCAGCAAUGAUGUGCUUUGUUGUGACCAAAUCCCUCGCGCUGACCUGCUGCGCGCCGUUCCUUCUCAUGGGCGCGCGGUACUUCUACAGCCACAAAGUCAUCCACAGCUAUCUGGCCUGCGCGCUCCACACUGACAUGGCAGACAUCGAGGAGUAUUACAUGAAACCUACAGGCUCAUGUUUCUGGGUGGCAGUGCUGGAAGGUCAGGUGGUCGGCAUUGUGGCGGCGCAGGGCCGGGAGGACGACAACACGGUGGAACUACGGCGCAUGUCGGUGGACUCGCGCUUCCGCGGCAAGGGCAUUGCCAAGUUGCUGGGGCGUCGUGUGCUAGAGUUCGCCAUGCAUAACAACUACGCCGCCGUCGUCCUGGGAACCACCGCCGUCAAGAUGGCUGCCCACAAGCUGUAUGAGUCACUGGGCUUCCGGCGGACCGGCGGUAGCGAGGAUUACAUGCUGCCCGGAAUGAGCCGCUCGCCGCAAGAGAGGCUCUUCUUCCAGAUCCGUUACCAACGCUACCGUCUGCAGCUCCGUGAGGAGUGAGGGAUGAGAGAGAGGGAGAGAGGGAUGGAGAGAGCAACGACACCACCUCCUCGAGGCAGAGCCCCUCGCCCAACGAGCCUUCUCCUCUGACAACUUUAUUUAUUUUAUAUUAUUAGACUUACUUCUUCUUGCUA
Molecule: messenger RNA, 3710 nt
Organism: Oncorhynchus keta (chum salmon)
Lineage: Eukaryota; Metazoa; Chordata; Actinopteri; Salmoniformes; Salmonidae
Product: N-acetylaspartate synthetase-like
Exons: 3
Coding region: 2962-3576 (204 amino acids)
Cellular component (GO): mitochondrial membrane
Molecular function (GO): L-aspartate N-acetyltransferase activity
Source: RefSeq, a predicted model, not a curated record